GGCAGCGAGGGGGCGAUGGGUCCCUGGGCGCUCCUGCUAGCCGGGCUCCUGCAGCCCUGCGCCGUGGCCGCUCUCUCGGGGAACAGCCUGCCGCCCGAGGCCAGGAUGGGCGCCAGCGUCGGCCCCGCAGAGACCCCGCCGGCGCCCAGCGCCACCCCCGUCGAGGAGACCCGGCUCCAGGUCUUCACCCUGGAUUACCCCCACGUCCAGGUGCCUUUCGAGAUCACCCUCUGGAUCCUGCUGGCUUCUUUGGCCAAGAUCGGUUUUCAUCUCUAUCACAAGUUGCCCCAUGUAGUGCCUGAGAGCUGCCUCCUUAUUCUGGUUGGAUUAAUUCUAGGAGGGAUUAUGUUUGGAGUACAAGAAACAUCUCCCCCUGUGAUGAAAAGUGAUGUCUUCUUCUUGUAUCUUCUUCCUCCAAUUGUCCUUGAUGCUGGCUAUUUUAUGCCAACACGCCUCUUCUUUGAGAACUUUGGUACUAUUUUCUGGUAUGCAGUUGUGGGAACUCUCUGGAAUUCCUUUGGAAUUGGCAUUUCACUCUUUGCCAUUUGCCAGGUUGAUACCUUUGGUCUGACUGACAUCACCCUGCUGCAAAGCCUCCUCUUUGGCAGCUUGAUUUCAGCUGUGGAUCCUGUAGCAGUGUUGGCUGUUUUUGAAAACAUUCAUGUCAAUGAGCAAUUGUACAUCCUAGUUUUUGGGGAGUCACUCUUGAAUGAUGCUGUAACAGUGGUCCUGUACAAUUUAUUCAAGUCUUUUUGCCAGAUGCGUACAAUUGAAGCCAUUGACGUAUUUGCUGGAAUUGCUAAUUUCUUUGUAGUUGGCAUUGGUGGAGUCUUGAUUGGAAUCAUACUGGGAUUUGUUGCAGCAUUUACUACUCGUUAUACUCACAAAAUCCGAGUGAUUGAGCCACUCUUUGUCUUCUUAUACAGUUACUUGGCAUACAUAACAGCUGAAAUGUUUCACCUUUCAGGCAUUAUGGCGAUUACAGCUUGUGCUAUGACUAUGAACAAAUAUGUGGAGGAGAAUGUUUCUCAAAAGUCGUACACUACAAUAAAAUAUUUCAUGAAGAUGUUGAGCAGUGUCAGUGAGACGCUUAUCUUUAUUUUCAUGGGAGUAUCUACAAUUGGAAAAAAUCAUGAGUGGAACUGGGCUUUUGUUUGCUUCACUCUCCUGUUCUGUUUGGUUUGGCGUGCACUAGGGGUUUUUGCAUUGACUCAAAUCAUUAAUGUGUUCCGGACAAUUCCUAUAACAUUUAAGGACCAAUUUAUUAUUGCCUAUGGAGGCCUCCGAGGAGCCAUAUGUUUUUCACUUGUUUUCCUGCUUCCAUCUGCUGUGUUCCCCAGAAAGAAGCUUUUCAUUACAGCUGCUAUUGUGGUGAUAUUCUUUACUGUCUUCAUUCAGGGAAUAACAAUUCGCCCACUUGUGGAAUUUCUUGAUGUUAAAAAAGCAAAUAAAAAGCAACCUGCUGUCAGUGAAGAAAUUUAUUGUCGGUUCUUUGAUCAUGUCAAGGCUGGUGUUGAAGAUGUGUGUGGACAUUGGGGUCAUAACUUUUGGAAAGAUAAGUUUAUAAAGUUUGAUAAGAAGUAUCUGAGGAAACUUCUAAUUAGGGAAAGUCAGCCCAAAUCAAGUAUAGUAGCUCUAUACCAGAAACUUGAAAUAAAACAUGCCAUUGAGAUGGCAGAGAAUGGAAUGAUGACAACAGUACCAUCUCUAGCUUCUCUCAGUGAGCUUCAAGAAGAAGAAAAAAGAAUUCCUUCUUAUCCUGCCCUUACGGAUGAUAUAAGAGAUAUUUUAACGAAGAAUCUCUAUCAAAUACGACAGAGAACACCAUCAUACAACAGAUACAGUCUUGCUGAAGAUGCAAAUGAAAAACAAGCUAAAGAAAUCUUGAUUCGUCGGCGACACAGCCUGAGGGAGAGCAUUAGGAAGAGCAACAGCCUGUCGAGACCGCCAGCUUCCAAAGCAGCACGUUACCUUUCACUUCCUAAAAACACUAAACUUGCUGAGAAAGUACGGAAGAGAAAUCAGGCUUCUUUCAAAGUAAGUGACAACAGUGACCUCGAACCCGAUCCUACCUCGGUGCUGAAUUUAAAGUCAGAAGCUGGAAGAAUUUUAAGAGACCAGAGACUUCGACAGCAGCAAUGUCGGUUUGAAUUGAAGAAUGAAAUGGAAAAGAAGGAUAACAGAGAGCCAGUGAGCCAUCCUCUGGGAACCAGAGCCUUCAGGCAGCCACUGCUGCCAAGACCAACAUUUGGCACUGUGAAUGAAGAAGAGUCAGCAGAAGAAGACAAAUCAGCAAAGCCAGUUCCACCACCUCGGCUAGCCCGACAGGCAUCAAAAGCUGAAAGGCCCCGAGAUAAAUCUGAGAAUGAACCAUAUUGAAAACCAAUAAACAGAGUAAUUAUAUCAAUCAAGAACAGAUCUGAUAGGUUAGCACUCUGUAGACUGUAAGUGGUCAACUGGAUCCAUUUAAAGGUAUGAUCCCAGAUACUGGUGUGAAAUGAAAAUAAAAGAAGACUAUGUUCUUUCAUUAGUUGCCAGGAGAGAAAAAGGAUCUUUACCUGCUGUAUGGAGCCAAAUAAUGCAACAAUUUUGCAUUUUUUCUAAUUUCUGUAAUGAAGGGAAGCUUUAUCAAGUAUGUAUUGUAUUUUUAGUAUGCACAAUGUGUUUUGUUGUAAAAGCUGUCAAUGGUAAAUUUGACUAUGAGUUGCACUGAAAAAUUGCACAAUGCACCUCUUUUUAAUGGCACUUGCAAGAACUCAUUCCCUAAAGUGUGUGCAAAGUAUGGCUUGAAUGUGGGAUAUGCUCCCCUUGGGACUAUUUUGUGGCCGCCAGAGCCCCCACCACCUUGCCAGGGGCCAAAAAAAUUUGCACAAUUUUUUUCAAUUUUGAGUUCCAAAUAAUCCCAGAUGUACUCUCAGGGCAUUUCCACUACAUUUGGAGCUCUCCCUGCCCACUUGAAGGUAAAAACAAUUUUGCAUUCCCCCCCUCCCUCCAAGAAACAUCUUUCUAGCCCCACAUUUUCCAAAAUGUCCACAGUGGUAUUCAGAGAACAGAUCUCUGAAUCAAGGAAAUACUUUUUUAAAGCACUCAUGCCCACAGAGGCUUUAGGGGAAAACUUUUUUUUAUCUGUGGGAGAAGUUGUGGCCCUCCAUGGUCUCCUGGGUGGCUAAUGUGCCUCCCUAGCCUUCCACAGCUGCUUAGCUCUUCUCUUAAGGGCACACAAGACACUGAAAACACAAUCAUUUCCAGAGCUGCGCUGAAGAGGGAAAGGCUGCAGUGGUAAACUGUUAAAUGUCUUAACAGUGGCCACCAUAUACAUGCUUAUGCGGAAGUAAAGCUUGUUGAGUUCAAAGGGGCUUAUUCCUUGGGGUCAUGGUGUAGUAGUUUGAGCAUUGAACUAUGACUGUGUAGAACAGUAUUUGUUUCCCCACUUGGCCAUGGAAACCCACUUAGUGACCUUGGGUGAGUCACACAGUCUCAGUUCCAGAAAACCCUUUGGUUUGGGUCACCAUAAAUUGAAAACAGUUUGAAGGCGCAAAACAAUAACAAAAACAAAUUGGGUGAAGGACUGCAGCCCUCAUCAUGCUUGAACAUGUUACUCUGCAGCAGCGGCAACUAUACAUUGUAGCCUGUGAGGUAGUUGACAUUCUCUUGUUUUCUCUUCCAGUCUAUCCUCCCCUUUGAUUGCCAUAGCAAAUGGCACUGAAUCAGCUACAGAAGUUGUUUAUACAAUUGAGAGAUGUACAAUAUAUAAAUCUUAUUUAACUGAUGAAAUUUCUCAAUGUGUUGCAGUCUGUACUGUUAUUAUUUGGCUCAGGUAAUAUGAAGGAUGUUUCAAAGAUGUCUAAAUUCUAAACCCUUGUAAAUAUGAUGAGAUAAAUGCCUAGACAUACUUUUUUACCAACAAGAGUUGAACGAGACAAAAUUAUUUAUUCAAUAAAAUAUAUUUUA
Molecule: messenger RNA, 3951 nt
Organism: Anolis sagrei ordinatus
Lineage: Eukaryota; Metazoa; Chordata; Lepidosauria; Squamata; Anolidae
Gene: SLC9A2
Product: solute carrier family 9 member A2
Biological process (GO): potassium ion transmembrane transport; regulation of intracellular pH; proton transmembrane transport
Cellular component (GO): plasma membrane
Molecular function (GO): potassium:proton antiporter activity; sodium:proton antiporter activity
Source: RefSeq, a predicted model, not a curated record